AAUAACUUUUUUCUAAUUUGCCAAUUAACUUUAAAUUUGGUACACUUAUUAGUAAUAUUGUUCUGUAGUUUUGGACCGAAUUUGACACAAAUCCCUUAUUAUCAAAAUGUCUUAGCAGUCCAUGACCAUAACAAAAUGUCCUUAAACUUUUUUAUACAUUUUGGAAAAUUACAAGUCAAGACCAUUAAUGGUUAUUUAACGAACAAGUGUAUUAAUAUGUGAAGGCCUGGCUGGAAUGAGGUUUCUAACAUUGGGCAAAGAAAAGCCAAUUGCAUGCAACUACAUGCGGGAGCCACUGUCAAAGCUACAAAGUCUAAUAAAAAAAACCAGGCUAGACGACAUACUCUAAAACAAACGGAGUCCCACAAUAGAUCUGAAAAGGUCGCGGUGGACAAGGACAAAUAACGUCUAACUCCUAAUCUAAUCUACCCUUUUGUUCUACUAGGAUAAAAUAAACCGUUUGUAAAAAAAUCGCUAUUUAAUAAAUGAAUACAUUUUCAAUUUUAAUUAUUAUCUAGUUCAAAAUCUGAGAGGCGUAGGACAUAUAUGUUCAUAGGAACUUUUUUGCUUCAUUUCGUCCAAGGGACACGCCUCUGAAUUUUUUCGCAAUAUUAAAAAAACACCCUAAAAGAAAGGUUGUUAGAUAUUGUUCCAGUGGAGGUAAGUACUGGGCUGGCUCAUAAGACCAAAUAAAUUAAUGUUUUAAAUAACUUAGACCUCGAAGAGACAAAAUAAUUGGCUGUAGCUUCGACGGCGCAGCUAAUAUGUCAGAUCAGUACAAUGGACUCCAAGCCCAUAUUAAGGAUUUUUCACCAAAAUCUCUGUCUACAUGGUGCUAUGCAUAUAUACUUAAUUUAGUUGUUUAUGAUAGCACUCAAUGUAAUCAAAAAAUUAAAUAUUACUUUGGGCUGUUGAAUCGAGUAGCAUGUUUUAUUUCGGAGUCAUAUAAAAGAGUCCAUUUAUGCGAAACAUUAAAAUCUACUCACACCUAUAUAUAUUAAAAGAUUAUAAAAAAUUGGAGAAACUAGAUGGUGGGCAAAGAGUAAGGCUGUUUCUAUUUUAUUUGGCACGUUUGACGACCAUUCUAAAGAAAUUUAUUCUACGUUGGUACUUGUUUUAUUAGAAAUGGCUGAAAGUACAGAUUUUGACUCAAAAACAUGCUCCGAGCCGCAGUCAUUACUUGAAAAUUUCCGCAAAUAUGGAACUCUUCUAAUAUCAUUUAUCAUGAUAAAAAAUUUUUGAAUACGUGACUUCCGCCUUAAAUUAUCUUCAGACAGAAGUUAUUGAUUUUAUCCAAGCAUACCAUUUGGUAACAAAUGCGAAAGCAAUGCUAAAUGAUAUGUAUGACAUAUUUGAUUUAAUUGUUAAAAAGACAAAUGCAUUUUUAAAUUACAUAAAUCAAAUUGAGACCAUUAGAAACAAAGAUAUUGUAAUUGAACAUGAGCUGCCACAACAAAGGUUUAGAAAAAGGAAACGUAUGGUAGACGAAACCACUGAAGAUUCCUUUAUUACCGAUCCAAUGAAAAAAUUUAAAGUGGAAGUAUUUAAAUCAGUAAUUAGUCAGGCAAUUCAAAGUAUAAGCCAGAGAUUUGAAGCCAACAAACAAAUUUAUGAAAAUUUUUCAGGCCUUAUCACCAGAAAUUUUAAAAGCUUGGAUUUAUUAAGCGACUCCAAAUUUACUGAUAUUGCAAAAAAGAUUGGGAUCGAUAAUGUGGAAUUAAAAAAUGAAUUAUUGAGUUUCACACAAAUAUAUAGGCUAGUUUUUUUUAUUUUUAUGUUCUUUAAGAAUGGUAGUUUUAUUUUGUUUUUGAUUUUGUACGUGUACCUGCUUAUUUUAAUUAUUUAUGUCUGUUGACAUCGUUAUAUUUUGUGAUAGAAAUUUUUAGUCAGAUUUAGUCAAAUAGUACCCAGACAGCACACCAAAUCCUUUGGAUAUCUACUGGACAUCCCAAUAUCCACUGAAUGUCCAGUCCAUGGUGGAUAUCUAUUUUAUAUCCA
Psylliodes chrysocephalus is the source of this 1998-nucleotide messenger RNA. The record is from the annotation of a GenBank genome assembly. NCBI's taxonomy places the organism in Eukaryota, Metazoa, Arthropoda, Insecta, Coleoptera, Chrysomelidae.